AUGAUGAAACAAUGGUUCAAGUCAAAGGUGAGCGAAAUUGGAGAAAAAGCCGUUGAUUCUGUGGUUAACAUCAUCCUCUCCAGAAAUGAAUCGUCAAUCUCACAGUUCCAACAGACGCCUCUGAUGAACGCCAUCACCAAAAGCGUGAACUCCAAGGUCCAAGUCAAACAGCCAAACGUAUUGCAAUGCGAACGUGGAGAAAGCCUGUCCAUUUGUAAAGUACAGGUUCUGGUAUCGGAGGCCAUAUUUCUCCUCCUACCAGACGCCACAAUCACACACAAGUACUAUGCAAACAGCCCUCAUGACGCGACUCCACUCAGCGUUCAGUCAAACCUGCGCUUCUCGAAACCAGUCGUCGACGAUCGCAGGGGCAGACUACACUUUGCAACCGUGGGAUCGGUCAAGGCGAACCUGUGUACAUAUAGGAUAUCAAUCGACCACAAUGGCAAGAGUUUCGUGUCAAACAGCAUUGGUAUGGAGGAGGAUAGUAUGAAUAGGGUUAUCUGGGAUUACUCUAUAGAAGACGAUUUACACGAUAUUUGGAGCGAUAUAGUAAUCACACUGACGUCGGAACUGGAUACAAACAAGUACAUGACGGAAAGAAUAGCAGAUGUCUCUCCAAAAUCACAAUUCAAGAGUUUUCAACCGAGGAAAAUGUCCAAUUCGCAGUUUCCAUCCCUCUAUUUAUCACGAAAUAUAGGCGAUGAAUCGGCGAAGGAAGCAUCUGAUUCUCCAGUGGAUCACGAUAUUAACCCAGAUUUCAUUGACGAUCCCCCAGAGGUAGACAAGUAUAAUUUAAAAUGUAGUAAAAAGAUUGGAAGAGCCAUAAUAUCCAUACCGCUCAUUCUUUCGUCAUUUCCCACGGAGAAUCGCUCAAAUAUAGUCUCUGAUGUAAAAUAUUUCAAGCGCUACGUCACCUCUCAAAUUGGUGAAUCUGCGGAAAAGGUUGAGGUGUUGCCCGCAGAAAAUGGUGGAUACGUAACAAGGUGUACAUUUUGGCUGCAAUUGUUGCCACUCAAUGAACAUAAAUGGGAUGAAUUUAAAUUUGUACGUCCUUAUUCAGGCUGUCCCACUUAUGGGAUGCGAAAUCCCUCAAACUCUAUCGGAUACAUUUUGGUCACUGUAAACUUGCACUGGAAUUCAAACCCUGUCCAGCUUUCAUUGCUCAAUAAUAUAGUUGCUCCAAACCACAAGUGGGUCGUCCCGCACGACCUGGAAGUGUUUCACAUUUCUGCAAUCGCAGAUCGCUUCAGGCUCUUUUUCACCAGGAAACCUAAAUGGGUAGACAAGCUGCUCAUGCCGGACUCGGAACCAGAUUCGCAUUCCUACUUGGACAUUUUUUUCAUUGUCGCAUUUUGGCUUUUGCUUUUUAAUCUUGUCGUAAUUGCUCCGCUCACAAAAUUACCACUUGGAGCAUACUUGUUGACUCUUGUCACCUCCUUGUACUACAAAUUCAGCCCUGAAGUAAGCUAUCCAAAAUACAAGGGUUCAUGUCUAGUCGGUGGACAUGUAUUAUCGCUGGAAGAAAGUAUAGUCUUCAACACGGGCACCGAUGCUAAACGGGAUGUACGUCCUCUUAGCGAUAUAAGAGGAGAAAAGGGUGAUGCAGAAAAUAAACAAGCAAAGCAUCCGGCUCAGGAAGCAGUGGGUAAUGAGUCUUCACCAGAAAACAUGCCUAGUUUUGGUGCAAAUGAUGAACAAGGUCAGAAUGAAACAGAUGUUACCGGAGGCGAGUUGGAGCAGCUGGAUGCCAGUGUUACUCUAUCCAAAAUGGAAACAAAUAAUCUCAAGCAAGGUAACAGGGUUGAAGAUUCAAUAGUAAAGGAUCCAUUCGGGUCCACACAUUUAAAUCUAACCAGAGGUUAUGCGAGGCAACCGAUUUUUUCAGACGAUAUGGAUGAUGUAAACAUGUCAGAGGUUGUAAAGAGGGCAUGCAAUGCUGCGCGUAUAGUACAAAUUAUUCUGGGAUAUACAAUAAUGUUUGCUGAAAAGCUACGCUUCUCCCUAACUUGGAAUUACCCAGCGUCGUCAUUUCUCACAUUCUUUAUCCUAUCCGUCGGACUGCUUCCCAUUACUGUGCUAUUCUAUGUGAUAUCACUCGUUCCUCUUUGGAUGUGGAGAGCCUUGACAUUCAUGACAAUCAUGCUAUUGUGUCUGCAUCAGCACAUUUUUGUGGUUUUUGAGGGCAUAUACAGCAUUGCGGAACCGCUGGUCGACCUUGGCAAAAACUCAAAAGUGGCCAAGUUAGGCUAUUCUCAGCACACACUCGACUUUGGAAUCAAGGCAACCACCGAUAUUGUCUCAAGAUAUUGUAUCAACUGGUUCAACAGGAUGCCAGGACAACUAGAAGUCGAUCACAGAGACAUUGCUGCACUGCAAUCAAGCGGGUCACUCUGCAGUCUACUACCCAGCAACUACACAAUACACUGGGACUUUUACAAAAAAAACCUCAAACACAGCUUCGACAUACUGGAAUCCAAUCAACCAGACCCCAAGGCUUACGCAAAAGCAAAGUCGCACAUUGAACGAGCCAUACUAGAAGACUACCUCCUGCACUCCAACUGA
Messenger RNA from Theileria equi strain WA, 2565 nucleotides. RefSeq lists its product as hypothetical. NCBI's taxonomy places the organism in Eukaryota, Apicomplexa, Aconoidasida, Piroplasmida, Theileriidae. The record is from RefSeq and is a predicted model, not a curated record. The transcript is spliced from 2 exons. The coding region runs from base 1 to 2565 and encodes 854 amino acids.